This is a messenger RNA of Oreochromis niloticus (Nile tilapia), 2687 nucleotides long. RefSeq names its product linkage group 4 C16orf89 homolog (gene lg4h16orf89). Bases 95 to 1156 code for a protein of 353 amino acids. The record is from RefSeq and is a predicted model, not a curated record. NCBI's taxonomy places the organism in Eukaryota, Metazoa, Chordata, Actinopteri, Cichliformes, Cichlidae. Gene Ontology annotation, cellular component: cytosol; membrane. The transcript is spliced from 8 exons.
UUUCCUCCCCCCGUGUUAAAGCGGAUACAGGCUGUCCUCCUCCGCCUCUCUCGGUCUCCCUGCUAGACUGAAGCUGUCCCGAACCUCAGACCGGAUGAUGCGGGUUUCGGUGCUCCGGCUGGCCGCAGCGCUGGCUCUGUUUGCCGCAGUGUGCGGCUCUCGGGCGGAGGUGAUCGAUGACAUCCUGAGCAGCCUCUCCCGCGGAGUGUCCUUCCUGGAGCGGCAGCAUGAGCACAUCAACCUGGACGGAGUGGUGGGGUUCGUCAUACUGCAGGCUGAGCUGAAGGAGGCGGUCCGGACGUGGCCUCACACCGACCCGGUCAGCUGGGCUCAGAGAACCACCGCCGUCGCUCUGGUCAGACGUCUCGACCAAAGUCUGGAGAAGGCUAACGCUGCACUGGAACAGGACGACCCAAAAUACUACAGAGAGUUCGAGCCCCUGUUGUCGUGGAGUUUCUGGCUGAUUCCUCAGGAAUGGUACACCACAGAUCCCAGCCUGGUUUAUCCCUCCACCAUGACAACUGAGUGUUACGACGAGCAGCUCAGUGACAAAUGUCUGACCCUGCUGCUGGGAACCUGGAAGAUGAAUGGGACGCCAUGCAUCGUCACCAAGCCCUGCCGGGACACCAUGACUCGUUUUGGGUGUCCACACUACUCUCUGUCCCACCAGCUUCUCUACUUCAUGAUCGGAAAAAUGAAAGGCUGCACUAAUCUGCUGAAAGGUGACACACGAGCAUCCAGAGCAAACAUGACUGAACAGAACUACCAGAGGAUCUUCUGCUCCAACAUGAUGAAGACCAACCAGGACAUCAAAAACGGUCUGACUGAACAGAUGGUCGACAUCUUCAUCGAAAACAUCCUGAUUUGUGGACUGUCUGGAUUCUCUGACUUCCACAAAGCCGACUGGCUGCAGCACAUUCUGAGGCUGCAGGACGAGGAGGUGGGCUGCUUUGGGAGAGACAAGAGCAUCAUCUCACAGAUCAUUGGAGACGAGCUGCUGGAACAGCUGCAGCCUCACAGGAGAGUGAAGAGGAGGGAGAAGAUACUUCCAGACGGCUGUUCCAGUCACAUGACGGCGGUGGCGGUCGGUGCUCUGGGAGGAUACCUGAACUACUACCUGACAGAACAGGACAUUACGAAGAGGCCGCUCUCCUGAGGGGCGCACACACGAGACAAAACACUGUAGAUCAUCAGGUAGAGACUUUCGUCAUUGGUGAAAUGAGGCAGACUCUCCACACCACAUGUUGCUUUAAGAACGUAGUGUUAACAUGAUGAAAACGCCUAAUGCAAAGCUGGGAUGUGGAAACUAAAGCUUUAUUUUCAGUCAUGUUGGAUUUUGUGACUAUAACAAUAAAGCUGAUUUUUUACUAUUAUUAUUAUCAAACCUAAACAGUAGUGAUGCUCCAAUCAUAAAAAAGGAUGGCGUACUCGAUGAGUAGGACCAUGGUAAAAUGUAAAUGAGGGUUUUGGAGGAUGAGAUUUGGAUUCAUUAGACUUUUCAAGGUCAUCACAAAAUAUUUUCUGGCUCCAGGGGUUAAAGUGGGCCACGGGGAUCCUGAAAGCCCACCUCCAGUUAAUGAGUGAUUACAUCUGAUCGGCAGCUUUUAAUAUCAAGUGAGUUCAUUUUUAAUGCAGAUCGGCUUUGCUUCCAGCUGCUCCCACCUCAACCGAUCAGAAGGUGACACACGGCUGCGAGCGCUCUGAGCCUUCAAUCCUUCCAUUUGUGUCAGAGUUCAUGCACACAAUAGGACUGGAAUCUUAAUACUUCAGCAUUUAGCCAUCACUACAGGAGGGGAGUCCACAGAAAGUGCUGUCUGAAAUUUACAGUGCUGAUAUUGUAAGUCCCACACUGAGCUGUAACGGUGACGAGGGCAGAGCUGGUCCCGAUGUUUUCAGCUGAGAGCACAGCAGGAAAAAAAUGCUUUGUCUUUAUGUUUUAUGUUCAGAGUUUGGGAACUGAAAAUACACAGCUAAAAGUUUUUAUACAAAAGAGCCCAAAGGUUUGCCCUGAGUUAUGAAGUGGUGAGUUUAAUUAUUUUUUUGCAUUGAAUUAAUUUAAUUCAAUGCAGUUUUAUAUAUAUAAAUUUAUAGGGCCAAAUCACAACAAGAGGCGCUUUAUAUUGUACGGUAAAGACCCAGGAAAUAUACCCCUCCACCAGCCAAAUCCCACUCUAACCCCUGUGCAUCAGCGACAUUGUGGCCACAAAACAGUGUUUUUUCUUUGCUGUAGCCUCUUUAGGAGAAACUUGUAGUUGCAGUGAGUGAAAAACACAGAGGACGCAGCGUGGUGUGGUCAGAGAUUCGAGGAUCUUUGAUGUUCGAAUCUGCAGGAUGUUUUUUAAAGUCUAUAUAAAGCUAAAAACGCUGAUUGGAGCAUCUCUAUUUAAAUCACAUAUUUACAUUUACUUUAAGAAAAAACAUCAGAGUCCGCCCAGGUUGUUUUCCUGGUGGAAAGCUUGAGAUUUAGUUCUAAAAAUAUCUUUAUUUACUUUAAAUCAUAUUGUUUUUCACACGUAUUUAAUCGACAAACAGAGUCGGGAGCACCGGCUGCAGAGGACCUGCAUGAACCCAAUGCAUGGAGAUGAACUUACAUUACUGUCAUCAUGUAUGUUUAUGUUAGUGAAAUAAACAUAACCAAUAAAACUAAGGUCUGUUCUACAAACCGUUGUGUUCAUAGUGAUGAUAAA